AUGGGAGAGUUGAAAGAAGAGAAUAUGGAAGUAGCAGCAGCUAGAAUGAGCUUCAAGAAGAGCUUUAGUCGCAGUAAAAGUACCAGGUGCAUAGACGCUGCCCAAAUCAACCCUACAAAUAUAAGCUUUGGGAAAAUCUACCCGUGCCCUGAAGCAGACAAAGCACUUUUUAGAAGUUUAAGUGUGGUGGAUAUUAAUAGGGAGAGGAAGAUCGCUCAUUCUGCAUCUUUGCCUUCUCACUUGUCUACCCCUCGUCAUGAUUUUGACUACCGUUCUUCAAGACGGAUAUUUAUCGGAAGCUACCCUUUCAAUAAGAAAAUUGAAAAAACGUCGUCGUUUUCGAAGAUAAAAGAGUGGUUACCGUUGUUGUUUUCAAGAGAAAAAAGAAAAAAAAGAGUGGUUUAA
Messenger RNA from Prunus armeniaca (apricot), 405 nucleotides. The record is from the annotation of a GenBank genome assembly. NCBI's taxonomy places the organism in Eukaryota, Viridiplantae, Streptophyta, Magnoliopsida, Rosales, Rosaceae.